AUGGCGAGCAAGUUGAAGAGAAUUUUCCAGUUCCUCGCACCUGACGCUGAAAAGGGGUCAGAUGGGCGCGAUGUGUGGCCGUCUCGUACGGCAUUUGUGCUCGCAGCCAUGGGCGGCGCCGUAGGCCUGGGUAACCUUCUCCGAUACCCAUCAGUCGUCUUCGCCAACAACGGCGUCCAGUGGUUCAUCCCGUAUCUUCUCGCCCUGGUACUACUAGGCAUACCACUCCUUCUGCUUGAGAUCUCUAUCGGCCAAGCCUAUCGAGGAGGAUCGGUAAUCGCAUACAACGGCAUCAACCGACAUACCCGUGGCGUGGGCUUCGGUGUCAUCAUGACUGGAUACAUCGUCUCUACCUACUAUGUCCCCAUUCUUAGUUGGAUCAUGCAUUACUUUCGGUCCUCCUUCCAAAGUCCACUGCCGUGGACAGGUCGCGGUAAUGAGUUUUAUAUGCAAGACGUUAUUGCCAACGACGACCCCAUAGCUGGUACGACCGAUGGAAGCACUGUCACGUCCUAUACAAAGUAUCCAGGUACUGGACUUGUUGGUGAGACGGUUGGUUGGUGUGCCUUUAUGUGGCUAGCAGUGUAUCUCUGCUUGUUUAAAGGUGUUGGGGUAACUGGCCGCGCAGUGUACUUCACCAUGGGACUGCCUAUCAUCAUGAUGUUCGUCUUGAUGGGACGGGCUCUGUCAUUGCCAAACGCCAUCGAUGGAGUGAGACUAUACUUUGCAGAAUGGCACGGGGACAAGCUGGCGAAUGGCCAGAUCUGGCAGGCAGCUUGUGGACAGAUUUUCUUCUCCAUCGGGGUCGGAUUCGGAUACUUCACAGCGUAUGCGUCUUACAACAGCCGCUUUUCCAAUGCUGUCCAGGACGCAAUCAUUAUUUCCCUCAGCAACUCGUUGUACGAGGUAUUAGCCGGUUUUGCCGUGUUCGGUAUUGUGGGCUUCUUGGGUCUUCGGCCAGAGGAUAACGUUGAACUAACCACAUUCUCUGUUGGCUUUCUCACCUAUCCUCUUGCUCUUGCUGAAAUGCCAGGGGCCAACGUUUGGGCCGUUUUAUUUUUCCUGACUCUGGCUUUCCUGGGUUUGAGCUCAGCGUUUGCUCUUACCGAGUCCAUGGUCACCCUGCUCUGCGACUCUGAUCUCAGCAAAAGGUUUCCUCGAAUAGCCAUAUCCACCGGCAUCAUCGUCAUAUCCUUUCUUAUCUCUCUCAUAUAUUGUACGAAAUUCGGUUUCUACCUCCUGGAUGCUGUAGAUACCUGGAUAAACAAUCUGUCGCUCAUGUUUAUCGCCUGCUGUGAAGGUUUGGUGUGCACGACGCUAUAUCGACACCGGGAUAUCUGCAAGCAAGUUGGCUGGGCAGCAUACUUGGUCUAUGCAGGCUGCUAUGUAAUGGCCAUGGUGCUCGGUGUUGCUGUCGGACAUGCAGUAAGUCCCGAAGCUGGAGCAGGAGUGGGAUUUGGUCUCUUCGUCAUCGGCACCAUUAUUUCCUUGUUCAUCGCCAAGCCUCCAGACUCUAUUCCUCCAAAGUUCUGGGGACGGAACGUGUGGUUGAGCAAGUUCUGGUGGGUUGCGUUCUAUUCGGGCAACCAACUUACACGCGACCUCAACUCUGUCGUAGCCACCGGAAAGAAUUGGCGAAUUCCUUUCUUCUGGGCUCCAAUUAUUCGCUACGUAUCUUGUCCGAUUCUCUGCAUUAUCAUGUCUUUCGCAUAUCCAGCCUUCUACAAGAAGCGCAUGGAUCCUCUCCACAUAUUCGCAUUUGCAGUCGCACAUGUCAUCAUGGUAAUUGUGGUAGUUGGGUUCAUUUUCCCGCGAGGUUUUGACAUUUUCAUUCCCCCUAAGCGGCGGGAAGACGGAAGAACAGCAUAUGCUCCCCAGAUCACAGUCAUGUCCGCGUAUGAAGGAAAUGAUGCUGUUGAGACUGGCGAGGCUGAGGAGCAAGACCAAGGCUUCGGCAAAGAGGCCAAGAGGGAAAGCAGCUAA
Molecule: messenger RNA, 1983 nt
Organism: Pochonia chlamydosporia 170
Lineage: Eukaryota; Fungi; Ascomycota; Sordariomycetes; Hypocreales; Clavicipitaceae
Product: sodium/chloride dependent neurotransmitter transporter
Exons: 3
Coding region: 1-1983 (660 amino acids)
Biological process (GO): sodium ion transmembrane transport
Cellular component (GO): membrane
Source: RefSeq, a predicted model, not a curated record